Messenger RNA from Haliotis rufescens (red abalone), 2826 nucleotides. Its product is annotated as solute carrier family 52, riboflavin transporter, member 3-B-like. Gene Ontology annotation, cellular component: plasma membrane. NCBI's taxonomy places the organism in Eukaryota, Metazoa, Mollusca, Gastropoda, Lepetellida, Haliotidae. Gene Ontology annotation, molecular function: riboflavin transmembrane transporter activity. Gene Ontology annotation, biological process: riboflavin transport. The transcript has 3 exons. The coding region runs from base 220 to 1680 and encodes 486 amino acids. The record is from RefSeq and is a predicted model, not a curated record.
UGGUAGUUCAGAUUGCUUACACGUUUUGCGUUGGCAUCGUCUAACUACCUCGCACAACGUGAGCGGCUUAUGAAACAGGCUGAGGUUUUCUUGAGGAUAUUUAAGGUCAAAUCUUACCCCGGAAAUGCACUGGACGUUCUAAUAGUAUAGAUCUACCAUGACCAGAGUCAUUUACAGUGCUGACCACUGACGGAAGCAAAACUCUGACAAACCAUCACCAUGGCACAGAUCUGCUGCAUACACAACAAUGUGAAUGUGUGUGUCUAUAUCUUAGUAAUUCUGUUUGGAAUAGCAUCAUGGAUCGACAUAAAUGGCCUUUGGGUGGAGCUGCCGAUUCUUGUCCAGAAAUUGCCAGAAGGAUGGGAUCUUCCUUCAUAUAUGGUCAUCAUAAUUCAGCUGGCUAAUAUAGGACCGCUCUUCUACACCUUGUCUAAGUUAAGAUGGCCACGCAGACUGAACGAAGUCCCAAUAAUUUAUUUAAUAAUCGGUAUAGGAGGGACUUCAUGCUUACUGUUGGCUUUCUUCUGGAACACGACAUCAUACAUCGCAGGGGCCAACCACAGUACUGCUCUCCUCAUCCUCAACUUCUUCCUAGCUUUUGUGGACUGUACAUCAUCUGUUGUCUUCCUCCCAUACAUGGCUCACUUCAAGCCAGAAUACAUCACUGCUUUCUUCAUCGGAGAAGGAUUCAGCGGCCUCCUGCCUGGCCUCGUAGCACUAGGACAAGGAGCCGGCCAAACAACCUGCGUGAAUCAAACAGUGCACAAUAAUGUCACCGUCAAUGGAACAUCCAUUAACGAAACUUCGUAUGUCAUCUUUCCUCAAUAUCAAACUCCAAAAUUCUCGAUUGAAGUAUUUUUCUUCCUUCUCUUUGGAAUGUUGGUGACUUGCGGCGCUGCCUUUACCAUAUUGCAUUACUGUGAGUUUGCAAGGCUGGAGCAGCUCAAGACGAGGGAUGAAGUUGAUGAAUCGACUGACGUCACAGCUCAGACAGACCUCAUGUCCAGCUAUGAACUCAGUGGGCCUACAGCUAAUCCUGCAAGUGACAACUUCCUUGACGCAGCUGAUAACAUUCAUUCCAGGACCCACUUAAUAACUGGGAAGAAACGGCCAGAAAUCUCAAUCCAGAAAGACAUCUCUUUGGAGACGACUCGGCGCCAAACAUGCAUGACAAGGACCAACUUUUUCUUCUUCCUAUUUCUCACAGCGUGGAUCAACGGACUUGGUAAUGGGGUGUUGCCGUCUAUACAGUCGUACUCAGCCUUACCAUUUGGCAACACUAUAUACCACCUGACAGUGACACUAGGGAGCAUUGCUAACCCUCUGUCCUGCCUCGUGGCCUUCUUCCUGCCCGUGUCAUCCACCAUUGCCAUCACGAUACUGACACUCCUUGGGACCGGCUUUGCUGCGUACUGCAUUGGUCUUGCUGCAAUGAGCCCCGACCCGCUGCUUGUUGGAGAGCUGUUUGGAAAUAUUCUUGUAGUUGCAGCCUGGUUUUUUGUGACUUUCUUGUUGACCUUCACCAAGGUGAGCAUUGCGUCACUGCUGCGUGUUGAGGGGAAGCGUGCGCUGUUGUGGUGUGGGGCCAUGACACAGGUCGGGUCAGCAGUUGGAGCACUAGCUAUGUUCCUUCUUGUCAACGUGUUCAAAAUGUUCAAACAAGGCUCGCCGUGUCGCUAGCCAUGGACGUGUCAUUGUGACAUAUCACUGUAGCACCAAAUUCAUCAUAUCGUCUAGAGGCUGUUUUCUCAGGGACCAUCCAUUUUAUUUUUUGAGGAAUGGGACUGAAUUUUCUUUGAUUUUAUUUUGUAGGUGUGGCAUACAAUUUUUUAUGCAUAUAUUAAAAUCAAUUCCAUCAAUUAGAAUGUUUUAUUUUUCUUUCAAUUUGUUUUGUAUUUGUUACACAUUCCGCAGAGUUCACUUAUUUUUUUCAGAACAAUGCCAGUAGCAACCACCAUGACAAUGAUUUCUAUUUUGUCAGAACUAACAAUUAGCAUUACAAGUAAUUAUUUACAACAAAAAUAACACAUUUCCACUCGUUCAAAGGCCUGCAAAGGUUGGGCAUAUUGUUUCAAGAUCGUGUGUGACAUUCUCCAUGUCUCAGCCUCAUUCAUCAAGAUAAAAUGGUUGGUCCCUGGGACUAUGUUAAAAUGAAAAUUGUCAUAUGUUGUCAAUUUUUCAACAUGUUUAGCAUUAGUGUAUUUUGUUUUGUUGAGUGCUUGUUAUACUGGAUGUAGCGGUGAAGACGCUGAGCUUUGUUUACCAUGUUUACUGUGUUUUCAAGCUUUUCCAAGCUGAUGUCUCUAUUGCAGUAGACACUACGGUCUAAUAUUUUUUGGUUUGUAUACAAAGCCGACCGACAUAAUAAUGAAAAACUUUUUAACAAUGGCAUUUGACAAUUUGUUUGGAAGCCACAAUUAGGUCCCAGGAAUCUGUAGAUAUCAUUAUUAUCUGUUUGGAGGGUGAAGCCAUUGCCAUUUAUAAAUUGAUGGCUCCUGACACUAUUUCAGAGUUGGCAAUUGAAAUCAAGAUUGACAGACUGGUUCUUGUCAACAUUUGCUGCCAAUAUUUGUCGGUGUAUACAAUGUUGACAGAAUCUCCUGAAAUUUGUCUCAAUCAUCUUCAACCAACACUACCAACAUUAAACUCAAUGUUCUUCCAAGUACAAACGACUGCCUUUGUGGUCUAGUGGAUAGAGCGUUUGCCUGGAGAGCGGUAGUCCGUGGUUCGAUUCCCUGCCCAUAUUUCAUACCAAACCACGUUAAAAGAUAGUACUUGUUGUUACCCUUCCUGGCGCUCAGCAUUAAGGGAAUAAAACAAGGAAUG